Messenger RNA from Anopheles marshallii, 2298 nucleotides. RefSeq names its product hypermethylated in cancer 2 protein-like. Gene Ontology annotation, molecular function: DNA-binding transcription factor activity, RNA polymerase II-specific; RNA polymerase II cis-regulatory region sequence-specific DNA binding; zinc ion binding. Gene Ontology annotation, cellular component: nucleus. The coding region runs from base 1 to 2298 and encodes 765 amino acids. The transcript has 2 exons. The record is from RefSeq and is a predicted model, not a curated record. NCBI's taxonomy places the organism in Eukaryota, Metazoa, Arthropoda, Insecta, Diptera, Culicidae. Gene Ontology annotation, biological process: regulation of transcription by RNA polymerase II.
AUGACGCAAGAAGAAGUGCCGCUACCGUCGAAUCGGUUCACCACCUGCUGCCGGCUGUGUCUGUCGGCGGACGAGCUUAGCUGCAGCUUGUUCCCGACGCAUCCGGAACGGGCGACCGUCGGUGCUGAUCAUCAUAUCCACCGUCACAGGCUGAUCGAGAUGAUACUGGAGUGUACCUCGGUUCAGAUAACCUUGGAGGAAGACUACCCGGCAAAGGUCUGCAAAAAGUGUGUCGAAACGGUGGACACAUUUUAUCAGUACCGGAGGCGCUGUCUCGCCAACGAUCAAAUACUGCGGCUAGAGCGACAGCGAGCGGGAGGACAGCGGAAGAACAACAAUAACAAUGUGGACGAGGGAAACAGGUCGUCGUCGACACCGGCACCUCCAGUGCCGACCGUGCGUCGAUCAUCCCCACCGGGCAAUGGCGAAAGCAGUCAACACCAACAGUCGCAACAACUUCAACGUUCUUCAUCACCGGGGCCACCGGUGAUGGUAGUACCGACAAUUAGGAUUAAAAGUGAACCACUACCGCUGGAACAGCGGAGAACAAGCUUAGAGGAUGUAAAACAGGAUGUGGAACCGUAUCCUCCUACGAUAGAGCAACACGAUGCCGCAUCCACGGCAGAGGGUGGUAUGUCAUCGAUAUUGCGAAGUAUACUACUGCAAACGCGUGACUCCACUACGAGCCGAUCCUCACCCAACACGGAACCGGAAUCACCCCGGCAAACGCCCCAAUUGCUUCCCAUCCAUCCGCCGCCCACGUUCUCGUGCAACGAAGAGGACCAACCCGAACAGGAAGAUGAGGAAAGGGACAUUAAACCCUCGCUUUUGCAGCAAAUGUUGUUGCAGCAACAAUGCACAUCCCCUGCCAAUCGUUCGCCCGCGAAACUAGGUGACUCCAACACCACCACCACCGGUGGACAGGAAGGAUCUUUAUCGGGAUGCACCAUCAAUAACAGUUCCACGACAACAUCUUCCCUGUUGAAGCGAAUGUUGCUUGAUGGCAGUGGGACAAUGGCCGGUAAUGUCGCACCCGAGCAAACCACACCACAACCGCCGGCAUCCGUGUCACCGCUAGAGGGGACGAGCUGUCAGCCGCCACGUACUCACCAUCGCACCAAACAUGAACCUCCGAGUGCCACCAACACACCGUCCCCACCAUCGUCCGUCCAGCGGACGAAGGAAGAUGUGCCUUCGAACGAGACGCCCCUGGCAUCGCAACUGCGCUCGAUACUGCUGCAGCACCGGGCAACGAGCUGGGCACGGACCGCCUCCAUGUCGGAUGUGUCACCGGAACUGGCACCGCCGUCACACCAUCCACACACCGGUUCCGAUUCCGACCAAAAAACAACCACCGGUCCUAACCCGGAAAAGCCGGAAGUAUCUUACGUAAGAAGUUUGUUCCUGCGCAACGAUUCCGACUCGGAGAGCGAACCACCGCCGGUCGAUGAUCAGCGGGAGAUGUUGCUGUACGCAAUGUUUCACGAACUACGGGCACGCCAACAGCAGCAGCAGCAACAACAGUCCGGGCUGUCAACCGACUCGGAUGAUGAUUCGGAUGAUCUGCCGCAAGAUUACCGGAUGCCAAGUGUGCGACGACGAAGCACGGAUUCGGUGGAAUCGCGCAGUAAACGGCGUCGGAUGGAAUAUCCUUGUUUGCUAUGCGGACGUACAUUUGCCGGGCGGACCAAGCUGGUACUACACAUGCGUACCCACAUGAUGCUGGACGGUGCAGCGGAUGGCGGUUCUCCUCUGUCCGGUACGGCAGGCUCCGGUUUAAACACAGUGCCACCUGCCGGCACUCACAGCCUGCUGUCCGGUGUGUUAUUACCGAACGGUGCUAGUAGUGAUGUGGACGAUGUUGCUGUGGGCCGAUUAGUGGCGACCGCCACUCGCCACAACGAUGAAGCAUUCGGCGACAGUGUCGUCGGCAAUGAAGACGAAAUCGAUGCGCUCGAGCGGCGAUCGUACGCGUGCUAUAUCUGCGGUGCGGACCAGAACAAUCUGCACCAGCUAAAGGAACAUCUGCUCGCGGCACAUCAGGAUAGGAUACGGUCGCGUGGACGGACGCGCGAACGGCAAAAAGCGUCGAUCGCUUGCGAGAUCUGUCAGCGCCAGUUCCGCAGCCAGUUUGCGUACGGUGAGCAUAUGCGGACGCACACCGGCGAACGGCCGUUCCCGUGCGAUCAGUGUGAUAAACGGUUCCCGCGACGGUUCCAGCUGCUCGGCCAUCUGUACAACGUGCACAAGCAGUCCUGGGUAGCGGACGAGUCAAAAGCCAAGUUUGCGAAAAAGUGA